AUGAAGCUCAGUGGCAUAAUCGUAAAUAUUUUGAAGUGGGAUUUUUGGUUAAAAGACGGAAUUGCCCCCGUCUCUCAGACACUCUCUCUCUCUCCCGCGCGCGUCUCUCCCUCUGGUUUUCGCGACAGCCACUGUGGCCGGCCACGUUUUGGCCGGCCGUGCUCUCGUCCGGCCACCAAAGUUGACGGGGCCGGUACCAAAAUGACCGGGCCGCCGUCCUCUUCCUACCCCAGCCAGGUCUCGCCGUCAGCCGUCGAGAUUUCGCCGGAAAAUCGAAGAGAAAAGCUCGGUUUCGCCUGA
Prunus armeniaca (apricot) is the source of this 300-nucleotide messenger RNA. Lineage: Eukaryota; Viridiplantae; Streptophyta; Magnoliopsida; Rosales; Rosaceae. The record is from the annotation of a GenBank genome assembly.